AUGGGGCUAUUUGCUAGCAGACAAAAUGCCACCGUCGAGGAGACCGAUGUGAGCCUCAACCAUCUGUACAAGUAUCCGCCACGGUCGGGCAACUACUUUGGAACGCAUUUCAUAAUGGGCGGCGAAAGGUUCGAUACACCGCAGCCAGAAGCGUAUCUGUUUGGUGAGAAUGCGGAUUUGAACUUUUUAGGAUCCAAACCUACACCCUUUCCCUACCCACCGCCACAAGCGACGGAACCAACGAAAACAUUGAAGAGUCUUGUAAACAUUCGCAAAGAAUCGGUUCGGUUCGUGAAGGUACUUGACGGUGGUAACAGUGCCAAGCCGAUUGGUUGUACGGCGGGCUCCGAUGGAACUGGAAAGACUAAUCCAACGAACAACGGCAGUAUCACCAACGGUUACAACAUUGAGUUUAUCUUCGAUGCUGACUCCGCUUGCCAAAUUACCAUCUACUAUUUUUGUAUCGAAGACAUCGGACCGGGUGGACUGAAUUACAUCUCGCGCGAUUCCUCCAUGACGUCGGAAACUUUUCACUUCCAGCGCGGUGUGAACCAACUGUUCUCUGCACCCCAUCACAUCAUCUAUCCGGCAAUGUAUGCGGAGGACGAUCUGUCGUACAGUCCCGAAAAGGAAACGUUUCCGGUCGUCAUUCACUGUGUGGUCGGUGAGGGAAACAGUACCACCCUGAAUAACGUCGGCAACAAUGCGACCAACGGAGCCAACACGACCAUCUCUUCCAGCGUAGGCACCGGUGGAGAUGGUGCCGAUGGGAACGGUAGCCGCCAGUCGCAUGCUACGAUCUGUGUCAUCGAUCACCAUUCCGACGGAACGUAUGCGCUGCGGGCACUGAAGCAAAAGAUAUUCGUCGAUGGAUUGUACUAUUUGCUGCAGGAGAUCUACGGCAUUGAGAACAAGCUCGCGAACAAAUCGGUCACGGACGAGGAGACGGAAGAUAAUGGCAGCGAGUGUGUCAUCUGCAUGUGCGAUACACGCGACACACUCAUACUGCCCUGUCGGCAUCUGUGCCUGUGCAACUCGUGUGCGGACUCGCUGCGCUACCAGGCUAACAAUUGCCCGAUCUGUAGGGCUCCGUUCCGUGCGCUGUUGCAGAUACGGGCCGUACAGAAGGACGGUGGUGGCGGUGGUCCAGCGUGUGGCGGUAGUGCACCGACGGCUCAAAAUUCGGCCGAUAGCGCUGAUAACAUUCCUGCCGGUUACAAGACCAUAUCACUGAUUGAGGCACUAAACGGGCCUACAGUUUCUGUGAAAGCGAUAAACGGUAGUAACGACUCAACCGCUGGAACAGAAAAUGGUAGCGAGAAUAAUCGGAAUACCGAGAAUGGGUACGCGUUCCGCAACAAAAUGACCAAGUCAGGUACGGACCAUAGCAGCAAUGGUGAGCUCGCUAAUGGAAGUAUAGUUUCGGAAAAAUCAUCGUCCGACAUUAGGAUGCAUUUAUUAGCUUCGGAUGAAACGAACGCCAUUGCCGAAGCUGGCACGGGCGGAUCUAUCGCUGGUGGCAUUGCAAAUCCAGCUACCGUUUGUACUAAGAAGGAGCUGCUUUCCAAACAUUCGCCCCUGAUGCAGCGUGCCCCGGUAAGCAAGGAUAAGAACCCGCGUGAAAAAGGUAGCCUUCACCGUACUGGAAACAGCACUGGCAACGCUAGCAAUGGGAACAGCUGUUUGGUUUUGGGGAAAACAAAAUCGCCAUCCGAUCGGUCGAUUGGUUUCCAUCUGGUGCACGAAAAACCGGCCCCGAUUGCGGUCGGUGUGCCCGGCGGAAAGAUGGCAGAUGCCAAACUGACCGAGCUGGCGGAAAACGAUGACGAUAGUGAGGCGGAGAAGCUGUCGCCUUUGCUACGGAAAUCGGACAGUUACGAUGCGGGGAAAAAGCUUUCCACACACGGGGACAGUGCAAUGAAGAAGCUGCUGAUUGGCGGAACCGGAACGGUCGGUGUGGAGCUGAACGAAAAAACCUCACCCUCCGCUGUGAUAACGGAGCUGCUGAAGGGCGCCAUUAUUGGGAGCGAUGAUAUCGGGGGAGAUGGCAACACGGAGGUGGCCCUGGUCGGGGGAACAAGGGGCACCGGUAUCGGUGGAGGGGUCGGUGCGGGUGGUGCUAUUAUAUCGAUCGUUACGGAUGACUCGGAGGAUUAUUAUACGCCCGAAGAUCCUCCGGCAACGAGCCCGCUGAAAUCGAUCGACGAUGAUGAUGAAUUGCCGAAGCUGGCGGAAAUUGAUACGGGGCGGAAGUUGCUGGUAGGUUCGGUAACAGCAGCACCGGUUUCGGCACCACCUGCUGCACUGUCGGUGCUGAAGGAAGAGUUCUCGCAGGGUUCGCUGCCGGACAGUCCGAUCAGUGGCAACUCGCAAACUUCAACUCGCAGUUCGAGCGAUAGUUACUCGUCUAGUUCCAGCACACGCCAGCUGCUAUCGUCGGGCGCUGUUCCGAACGACACUCCCACACACGUGCUGAGCUCGUGUGAUUCUACCGCCAACGGACAUAACAGUGUUUCGAAAGUUGCCGAAUGUGGUAUCGAGAGUGAUUAA
Molecule: messenger RNA, 2550 nt
Organism: Anopheles marshallii
Lineage: Eukaryota; Metazoa; Arthropoda; Insecta; Diptera; Culicidae
Gene: Mrgn1
Product: E3 ubiquitin ligase RNF157
Exons: 5
Coding region: 1-2550 (849 amino acids)
Biological process (GO): protein ubiquitination
Cellular component (GO): cytoplasm
Molecular function (GO): ubiquitin protein ligase activity
Source: RefSeq, a predicted model, not a curated record